Molecule: messenger RNA, 2423 nt
Organism: Brienomyrus brachyistius
Lineage: Eukaryota; Metazoa; Chordata; Actinopteri; Osteoglossiformes; Mormyridae
Gene: aldh1a2
Product: aldehyde dehydrogenase 1 family, member A2
Exons: 13
Coding region: 137-1693 (518 amino acids)
Molecular function (GO): aldehyde dehydrogenase (NAD+) activity
Source: RefSeq, a predicted model, not a curated record
AUAAAAAUAGGCCGAAGCUGACACCUGGCUAUAAACGCAGGAGGGAUUCCAACACCCCAAUCAGAAACCUGUGGAAAAAACCACAAGACGCACAUCUGUACGAGAGAGAGAGAGAGAGAGAAACGUCCCCUGCGCAAUGACUUCCAGUAAGAUUGAACUACCCGGCGAAGUUAAGCCCGACGCCGCUGCGCUCAGUGCGUCUCUCCAUUCGAUGCCCUCGCCCGUGUUCAAUCCGGAGAUAAAAUAUACUAAGAUCUUCAUUAACAAUGAGUGGCAGAACUCGGUCAGCGAAAAGUUUUUCCCUGUGUACAACCCUUCCAACGGGGAGAAGAUCUGUGAAGUUCAGGAAGCAGACAAGGCGGACGUGGACAAGGCCGUGCAGGCUGCCCGCCUGGCCUUUUCCUUGGGCUCCGUGUGGCGCAGGAUGGACGCUUCGGAACGUGGACGGCUCCUCUCCAAGCUGGCUGACCUGGUGGAGAGGGACAGGGCCUACCUGGCGACGCUGGAGUCCAUGGACAGCGGAAAGCCAUUUCUUUCUGCCUUCUAUGUAGACCUUCUAGGAACCAUUAAGACCCUGAGAUACUUUGCUGGUUGGGCUGACAAGAUCCAUGGAUUAACCAUCCCGAUGGAUGGGGAUUAUUUUUCAUUCACCAGGACCGAGCCGAUCGGCGUGUGUGGACAGAUCAUCCCAUGGAACUUCCCACUGCUGAUGACAGCCUGGAAGCUGGCCCCUGCACUGUGUUGCGGGAACACCGUGGUGCUCAAGCCGGCCGAGCAGACUCCUCUCAGCUGCCUCUACAUGGGGGCGCUCAUCAAAGAGGCCGGGUUCCCGCCCGGAGUCGUCAACAUCGUGCCGGGUUUUGGGCCUACGGCAGGGGCCGCCAUCGCAUCCCACAUGGGCGUGGACAAGGUGGCUUUUACCGGAUCUACCAAGGUCGGCAAGCUGAUCCAAGAAGCAGCUGGACGGAGCAAUUUGAAGCGAGUGACGCUGGAACUCGGAGGAAAGAGCCCCAACAUUAUUUUCGCAGAUGCGGACCUGGACGUGGCCGUGGAGCAGGCCCACCAGGGCGUCUUCUUCAACAACGGCCAGUGCUGCACCGCUGGCUCCCGCAUCUACGUGGAGGAGUCCAUCUACGAGGAGUUCGUGCGCAGGAGCGUGGAGCGGGCCAAGAAGAGGGUGGUGGGGAGCCCGUUUGACCCCAGCACCGAGCAGGGCCCCCAGAUCAGCAAGGAGCAACAGAGCCGUAUCCUGGAGCUCAUCCAGAGUGGGAUCAGCGAGGGGGCCCGGCUGGAGUGCGGGGGCAAGGCCCUUGGCCUCAAAGGCUUCUUUGUGGAGCCCACUAUCUUCUCCAACGUCAGCGAUGACAUGCGCAUCGCCAAGGAGGAGAUCUUCGGGCCUGUUCAGCAGAUCAUGAAGUUCAAGACCACGGAGGAGGUGAUCGAGAGAGCCAACAACUCUGAUUAUGGCUUGACUGCCGGCGUGUUCACCAAUGACAUCAACAAGGCCAUGAGCGUGUCAACAGCCAUGCAGGCUGGCACUGUCUGGAUAAACUGCUUCAAUGCCCUGAGCUCCCAGUGUCCGUUUGGAGGAUUCAAGAUGUCGGGAAAUGGGCGGGAAAUGGGCGAGUACGGACUGAGGGAGUACUCUGAGAUCAAGACGGUCACCAUGAAGCUUCUGGAGAAGAACUCCUAGGGCCUACGCCUGGUCAGGAUGCCGGGCUCCUCGUCAUGUCCCCUAACCGUACUAAAAGCACUCAAGGGACCCGGUGGGGCCCCAGCUAUCGCCCAACCCCAACGCAACCGGCAGCCUCCCUUCCCUGUGGCUGUGACCCCCCCCCCCCCCCGCUCUCUCCUCAGCCCUUGCUGGAUACUUACCAUCAGGGGUGAAGAUGGGGGCUGUGUGGCCGUGCUGAGCAGGUCCCGUACACCACUGUUUCUCAAACCAGCCCUUGAGGACCCUCAGAUAGUCCAUGUUUUUGCUACCAGGAGCUGGGAGGGAGCAGAAACAUGGUCCGUCUUGGGAUACUCCGGGGCUGGGUUGUGAACACCUGCUUUACACAAAGCAUGUCCGCACUCCCUCACUGUCACCCGGUUACAUAGAGCCUCACUGAUCUUACCGUCAUGACUGAUCCCCCCCCCCCACCACCCCCCGGCUAAAACGCGAUGGGUCUUCUUAACGUUUAAUUCCGAUUGUGUUCCUCUUUUACUACUUAACACUGUAUAUCAUGUUUUAUUGAUUUUUCUUUAAUGUAAAAAACAAAAGGGUUAGUCUGAGAAUUGUACUCAUCCGCUGAAUGAAAUCAGUGCAUUUUAUACAAAUGAUCUAAUGUCGAUGUCCAUUGUUUAUACAACUAUGUACUAUGAAAAUAUAACUAAGAUAUAAAUUGAUUAUAGAUUUUUUCAUUAAAAACUUUUUUCAAGAU